Messenger RNA from Saprolegnia parasitica CBS 223.65, 600 nucleotides. RefSeq lists its product as hypothetical. NCBI's taxonomy places the organism in Eukaryota, Oomycota, Saprolegniomycetes, Saprolegniales, Saprolegniaceae. Gene Ontology annotation, biological process: cellular response to heat. Gene Ontology annotation, molecular function: ATP binding; ATP hydrolysis activity. Bases 1 to 600 code for a protein of 199 amino acids. Gene Ontology annotation, cellular component: cytoplasm. The transcript has a single exon. The record is from RefSeq and is a predicted model, not a curated record.
AUGCUCAACCACAAAGUCCUCAACGUGCUCUUGCAGCUGCUGGACGACGGCCGUCUCACCGACUCGCACGGGCGCACGGUCGACUUUACCAACGUUGUCGUCGUUCUCACCUCGAACGUUGGCGCCGAGCAUCUCUUGCCGUCGCCCGUCCAGAGUCCGUCCAAGCGCCCGCGCCUCGACACGACCGUGGUAUCUCUCGACGCACAAAAGGCUCGCGUGCUGGCCGACUUGCGCCGGUACCUGCGUCCCGAGCUGCUCAACCGCCUCGAUGACGUCAUUGUGUUUGAGCCACUGGGCAAGGCACAGCUGCGCGAUAUCGUGCAGCUGCAACUGCGCUCGGCCGAGACACGGCUCCAGGACGCGCACCAAGUGUCGAUGGACGUGACGACGGCCGCGCUCGACGCCAUCUUGGACGUUGCGUACGACCCGCAGUAUGGCGCCCGCCCGCUCAAGCGCUACAUUGAAAAGCACGUGGUGACGGCGCUGAGUCGGCGGCUCUUGGACGGUUCACUGCGCGCCAAGGGCCACGUGACCUUGUCGGCCACUGAUGGAUCGCUCACGUUUGAGAUUGACAACCCCGACGUCAACAUGGCUCCGUAA